GUGAUACUUAAUUCAUUGUUACAGGAGAGAUUUCCCGUACGGGCUAAGAAAAUGAAAAACUAAAGAAAUGCUUGAGCUCGCCGCUUUUCUGUCAUGAUGAUGAGUAACGCGACAGCAGUGUAGUUUUGUAGGUUUUUUACGGGCAGAAAACAAUGGUCGGCACGAAUUCGAAUAGGAACUCAAACGCUCCGCAAGGAGUCGGGCGGCCGUUGCUCGCCCUAGACAAUGCUGGCCGCAUAAGCGAAAAAGCUAUAAGUUUUUUAGCGACAACACUACGACAACCCACCUAUGCAUCUCUGUUUUUUCCCGCGCACGAGGCCGCGGCUGGGAAUAUGUCUGUAUCGGAAUAUGAGCGAGACGGAGAUGUUGGUCGGCAACAGAGGUUUUCGUCUAUCUGGGGUGAGGCACUGAUCAACGGGGAGGGCGCUCAGAUCGCUUGUGUGAGCCCAUGGCAGCCUAAGCUGGUCGUCAUUCGCAAAGUCUUUGCAUUGUUGGAGGAGGACGAUUUCGUUCGGUGUGGUCAACUUUCCCGUAAGUGCCUUUGGCUCGCGUCUCUGGUCGGUCUUCUGAGUGAAGAUUCCGAUAAUCCCGAGGAAAUCGAAGAGGCUGCGCGUGCAGUGCGUUUAUAUCGGAAACAGCUCUGGAGCAAAAGACGAAGAACUACAAGUGCGUCAAGAACCGCGUCUGAAGGAGCAAACAGAGACGAAGCCUCCUCCUGGCCACCACAGGCUCUCCAACUUGGAGUUUUACCCGCACAAGCCGGUGACUCCUGUUGCUCCAAAGACCUGUGCUCAGUCUUUUCUGAACAUGCUGUGGCGCAAAUCGAGCUGCUCUCAGAUGCGAUUGCUGUCGCAGGCGCUAAGACAUGCGGUCUCGGCGUUUACUUUCAACUUGCGGGAAUGUUCGAAGCAGUGGGUGCUAGCUCCACAGCGUUUCUGAUCGGACAAGCAGGGUUUAGAGCGCAUGGGAUUUUGCCUUUCCUAGUAAAAAAUACGAAUAGUAGUAGACAUAACUCCGGUAAUGCGAAUGCGGUUAUCUCCUGUGCACAAGAGGCUGGUUUUCAGCGGCCAGGAAUACUUUUUCCAGAACUGCUGGCUAGACCCUUUUGGACACGAACGAUGUUGGAAAGCUUGAACGAGUCGGAUAAUGACAGAGAAAUUUCUUCUUCUUGUGAUAGUAGAAAUCCUCAAUCAUCGGGAUCACCGUUUUCAUGGAUAGAAGCGCUUGAAAGUCGUGUCUUUCCGGUUGUCAAAUCCGAGCUAGAGGCAAUGGAUCGAGGACUACAUGCACGACAUGUUGGACAUCCUAGUGAUCAUGGUGCGUCUUUUCAGAUGGAGCCAGUAGGCGGCAACCAUCGUGAAGGGGGAAAGCAUGAUGGAGAGGUGGUCGGCAAGGGCUCAUGGCACGAGUGCGUUUUGUUUACGAGUGCAACGGGCGAACAGUACAAGAAGGAACUUCUAGAGAGCAAGGCGGGCUGCAGCAAACUUGUGGCCGUAUCAAGAACAAGAGGACAAGAAAGUAGAAGUGAAAAUCGCGAUUCUGAGAAUACGAAAUACGCCGGAGGAGAUACAUCAAAAGGUCGUAAAAAAGACGAUCGUGAACAACAGAGCAGAUCCAGAUCCUGCGAGGAAGUAAAGGAGCUUCCAGGCCCGUUUUUGGAAACAAGAAAGUUACUUCGCGAGUUGAUUCCUGGUUAUGUGGAAAUGGCAGAACGAGGAGAAGGCGAGAUCAUCAUCAGUCAACUAUCCCCAGGGUCACACAUCAAACCACAUUGUGCACCGAACAAUCUACGUCUCACUGCACACUUAGGGGUGGAUAUUCCACGACGGGCAGAGGAAACAAUUCCAAGUAGACAGAAAAAUGCAUUUAGAUUUACGCCUGACGAACUUUUUGUUCGUUGUGGAGAUCGAGUAGUAGAUUCAUCACAUGUCCAAAAAGAAGGAGGUGAAAGACUGCGUCCGAAGUGUGCGAUUAGAGUGGGUAGUGAAUGGCGCGCAUGGAGAGAGGGGGAAGUGAUGCUGUUCGACGAUUCUUUCGAGCACGAAGUGCGCAACGACACUGAGGAACGGCGUGUAGUGCUUCUAAUACGAUUCUGGCAUCCAGGGGUCCGACACGAAAAUCUUCAAUCGAAGGUUCUUGACACUACAGCACAGCCAGCGAGUGACGUAGUAAAAAAAGCAGUCAAGAAGAACAAAACGAAACCGAGUCACGAGAAUUCCGAUGGCCGCGGCUGUGAAUUUGACUGCCUGUCAGAUAUGAUGCGGACCUUUAUCACUCGAUUGAAAAGCCAAGAACUAAAAGCCAGCUGUGAAGAAAUAGCCUCUGUGCAGCAAAAGGUUAGGGCAUGGGUCGGUGCCGGUCGUCCAACUGGAUCCGUGGCUGAAGAGUUGCGAACCGACCUCAGCCAAGUACUCGGUAUUCAGCGGGUAGAAACUGACCACGGUGGAGGUGACAGUGGAGUUGAAGACGCCUCAAGUACGGUCUCUACGGACUCGACACGGUCAAACUCGAAUGUUGAUUGCCAGGAGGCGAGAGCUCAGAUGAACUGCGAUAUAACGAGGAACGCCUUUUCUCCUUCAAGUGUUUCUGGAAAUUGUAUUGUACACGAAAACUUUUUGAUCCCACUUAUCGAUAUUCCGCCAGCACGAGGAGAUCCAGAGGAGCAUGAUGAAAACGAUCAUGAAGCACGAGGACUACCUCCGUACUUUGGAAACUUGCUCAACAACCGCCUCGACAGCAAAUCUUCGGAUUCAUUAUGCAUGAAGAGGAACCAGCUUAGCGCAGUGGCAGCGGCAGAUUACAUGGCCCGAGACGAGUACCUCUUUAACAAGCAACACUUCCUCAGCAGACUGAUGCCUCUACCUUUGUUCUCGGGAUUGGAAAACUCACUUUUUCACUUGAACUACGACGACACUAAGGCUGGUUGUUGUCCCUUUUGCGGUCGCGGCUCCCCAGGCGAGCCCUGUCAAGUCGGAGUGCAAGUGCGACCGCAACUCUACGAUGUAGUCACCAAGAACAAGAAGGGUGGUAGUUUAGGACCACCACCAGCUUCUUCUGUACGGUGGUACUAUGAGGAGAAAGACGAGGUGGACGACAGCACGACAGUCAAGAAUCCUGCAGAAGAUCAUUCUACUAGACGAAUAAAACACGAUGUGGCGACGUUGUCAUGCAGGAGCUCCAUCAUGUCCUCGCGUCGAGCAGUUGUGUGCUGUGAUCCGGUAUCGAACGUGGUGAGAGUGUGGAGUUGUUGUACCCAAGGACAAGCAGGCGCAGAUGACAGUACCUGUUCAUCAUCUUCGGCAAGCGAAAGAUCUUCUCCCGGACCCAGACAGCAUUCACAAAAAGGUUCGAUAACGUUGGCCCAGGCCUUGGAGACGCUGCGAUCGGACGUAGAAAUAGUGCAACGAAGUAGACGUAGACAAGAACCUAAAGGAGAUCAACCUCCGAGAUUCCAGAAAUUUGACCACAGCGUCCAUCUAAGGCCAGAGCUGCGCUUGCUUCCUGUAGAGACGAGUGGUCGUACGUGCAACGAUGCAGAUGCAGCUGCUAGCGAAGUCGCUGGUUCUGGUUGUAGUGGAGGAACAUUAAGGAGCGCCGUUUGUGGAAGUUCUUUGGGAUUGGCUUUUGUUCCAUCAUUGACGUUUUUCUGCUGUGGAGGAAGUGUGUUUCAAAAAAACAACUCGUGAAACUAUCUAACUCGACGUGAUGCAAAAUCAGUUUCCCGUUGACGAGACGCCGUGGUAAAUAUGUUGUGAUGCAACCACCUCAACUGCGGCCCAUACGCCUUUCUCCCUUUUUCGGUUUUGGGUUGUUGCCCGAGUCCGGCAUUGUAUCAAAAGUGUCCACGCGUUGAAGGUAGAGCAU
Messenger RNA from Amoebophrya sp. A25, 3864 nucleotides. NCBI's taxonomy places the organism in Eukaryota, Dinophyceae, Syndiniales, Amoebophryaceae. The record is from the annotation of a GenBank genome assembly.